Messenger RNA from Oreochromis aureus, 1067 nucleotides. Its product is annotated as microfibril-associated glycoprotein 4-like. Lineage: Eukaryota; Metazoa; Chordata; Actinopteri; Cichliformes; Cichlidae. The transcript is spliced from 6 exons. Gene Ontology annotation, biological process: elastic fiber assembly. The record is from RefSeq and is a predicted model, not a curated record. The coding region runs from base 175 to 891 and encodes 238 amino acids.
GGAAACGCUCGUCCCGCAGGUGUUUCAGUCUUGACAACAAGAAAUGACCGGUCAGAGGAUCAGAGAGAUAUGUGCAGAAGAUGUGCCAGGCAGACCCUGCUUGGACUAUUUAAAACUGUCCCUCUGAGAUCUUUUACCACAGACUGACCUGAACAGGAGACCCUCCUCCACAUUAUGAUGAUGCAGGAGACGUUCCUCGUAGCUCUGCUCGUUCUUGUGGCCUCAGUCCACUCCAGCUCCCAGUUUUACCUUCCCAUUGACUGUGAUGACAUAUAUCGCAAUGACAACACGAGCUCCAGUGGGGUCUACAAAAUCUACCCAGGAGGUCCCACUACUCCCCUGCAUGUCUACUGCGACAUGGACACUGAUGGAGGGAGAUGGACUGUAUUUCAGAGGAGGAUCGAUGGGACUGAAAGCUUCUUCAGGCCCUGGAAGCACUAUAAGACUGGGUUUGGGAAUGUGGCUGGAGAAUAUUGGCUGGGUCUGGAAAACAUCUUCCUGCUGACUAUGAGGAAGGAGAACGAGCUGCGGGUCGACAUGGAGGACUGGAACGGAGAACGGAGCUCCGCACAGUACUCCUCCUUCUCAAUUAAGUCUGAGUCUGUUGGGUAUCAGCUUCACCUGGGCAGCUUCACUGGCGGUGCAGCAGGGGACAGUUUAUCUGAACACAACUCCAUGAAGUUCACCACCUACGACAAAGAUCAGGAUCUGUUGGAUAAAAACUGCGCUCAGCAAUAUUUGGGUGGGUUCUGGUACAAACAGUGUCACACCACUAACCCAAACGGCAUGUAUGCGCCUAAUGGUGCCAUCGCGUAUGAAAAUGUCCACGUGAUUUGGCGUACAUGGAAGGGCUGGAACUACUCCCUCAAGACCAUUGCCAUGAAAAUUUGAUUACGUCCUAAGUGUUCAUGCAGAAACUAACCUGAUUUUCUAAAGAUAAACGAGACUAUGAUAGUACCCACCCUCCAUCGCAAGAGAAGAGCUGGGAUGUGUGGGGACACCAUCUCUAACACCCGUGUUGUUCUUGCUGAAUUUAACUUACAAGCAAUAAAGAGUUAAAACACCCA